GAUUCUUAUUGGAAAACAAUCCAGCAACUUUACCUACAAGUUUGGGUUUAAAAACUUGGCCUUUUGCUGGCUGAAGAAUCAGAACACUUUAUUGACUACAGCUUCAUUCACUCUGUUCAACAUGCGAUUCUUUUCAAAAGAGUCGGCUCAAAAUCUACUUACAAAAAAGUCGGAUUGGCCUACACUGGCUGUUGGCUUAUCACUCUUUCAGGCCAUUGCAAUUACUUUCCUGGAAUCGUUUCUCAUAUACAAGGUUGCCUAUCAUUUAGACCAAGCGUUUUCUCAAUCCACAUCAGGAUACGCUCCUUUUGUAGUCAUUUACUUGUCGCUAUUUAUAUUUGCGCUCUGGUUCCAAGUCUAUGGUGCAUUGGAUGCAUUUUAUCAUCGAAACUCUAUUCAAGUUAUUGCGGUAACUCUGUUCAACGCAGUGACAGUCAUCUAUUCUAUCAGUCAAAUCGUUCAACUGUCCAAUCUGAGGUUUUGCUUGGUGACAUAUCUGGAUAUUUUUCACCAAAAUCAUACUACUAGCGACGCAUACCAACAGGUCUACUCUUUGGAACAGGAUACUACAAAGACAUGCCGGUUUUCAUCCGUGAAAAUGGUAAACGGCACGUUUUCACCUUCCUACGUUGCAAUAUCCAGCGUGUAUCCUCCCGAAGUGAUCGCUCUAAACCUGGGUGUAGUAUUGGGGGCAUUUGAAACCGCCGUGUUCAUUGGGUAUGGCAUCAUUGUGGUGAUGGUGCUCUGCAGCCUUGUUGGACUGUUUUUGUCUUUCAAAACAUUUGGAGUCUAUGGUUGGUCUAUUUAUCAAAUACAAGGGGCUGACAUUGAAAAACGAGAAAUUUUAAAAAGAUACUACAUUUUUGCAACGACCAUGAAGUUCAACGUAUUCUUCUUUCUUGGAAUUAUUGCUCAAAUUGGAUUUGCCGCUUACUUUAAAAACAAAGUGGCCACAGUCAAUGCCCUUGAUGAUGAUGGUAGACUACAUGCUACUUUGGAACGGAAUCGACUACAAUUAUGGGGGUAUGGCGCCAUUACCUUGUUCACAUCACUCUUUUACUUUGUUCUCGGAUACCUCGGUAUGCGACGUACAAAUUUUUUGAUGAUGUGUGCGUUUCUGGUCAUGAUGGUUGUGUAUAUUGCCGCAGUUUUUUAUUUCCUUAUUCAAGCAAAUAAUGAUCCAGAUUUAAGCAUUACACGGAUUUGGCUCACUGUAUUUGCUGCAUUCCAAAUUCUACUCAAUCUAAUCACUCUCUAUAGUGCAAUUGCUUCAAUGCGAGAUUUUUCUAAAGGAUUGAAAGACAUUGUGCAAUCUGUUAUUGUUAUAAAAUCUUCAACAGAUGCCAAGCAAAUGGAGUCGACAGACCAUUCACGGAUGAUUUUAGACUAACCAUUUCAAUUCUAUCAUAAUCUUGUUUAUCUUUUAAUUCAUACUAUCACUGCUUUUAAUACAAUUGCCAUAUCUUUAACGAGACGGAUCAUUUGCAAUAGACAGUAAUAAAAGUUGUUAAUACCCU
Messenger RNA from Batrachochytrium dendrobatidis JAM81, 1517 nucleotides. RefSeq lists its product as uncharacterized. The record is from RefSeq and is a predicted model, not a curated record. Gene Ontology annotation, cellular component: Golgi apparatus. The transcript has 7 exons. Bases 122 to 1390 code for a protein of 422 amino acids. Lineage: Eukaryota; Fungi; Chytridiomycota; Chytridiomycetes; Rhizophydiales.